CUACAUGCGGUCACAUUAUUUGCGAUGCCCAGAGACGCCACCGAAUAAAUUCACCCAAAAGUAAACGAUUUCAUGGAAGCUCCGCCGUCGUAUCCCGAUUUGGCGACCCUGUGCCGUCUGUGCCUUAAGGAGCACCAGGAUGCGUACGCAAUCUUUGAGGCGGACGAUGCGCAGCUCUCGAUUCCCGUGCGCCUGAUGGCCUGUGUCGCUCUGGACGCGAAGGCGGCGGACACCUUGCCCAAGAAGAUAUGCCAGGAGUGUCGUUACCAGCUGGAGAAAUCUUUUCUCUUUCGCCAGCGCUGUCAAGCGGUGGAGAAGAAGCUGCGCAAGCACAUACGCCUUUUGGGCAUGGGGAAGCGCAGCCGCGUCUUCUCUAAGGAUCCCGAUGACUACGACGAGGACGAGCUCGAGUUCGAAGACUCCAUAGCCUUCAUCGAGUCCCAGGACAAAGUGCGGAAGCAGGAGGAAGAGAAGUGGCGCGAGGAAUUCAAGGAAGAGCAGGCGGCGGAGUUCAACAAGCGGCUGGUCAAGUCUCGCUUGGAAAUCCGCGCGAAACUAUCCACUGAGCUGCGCAAGACAUUAUCAGAGGAGGUGCGCAACGAGGUACGCGAGGAGUUGAUCGAGGAGGUGCGCAUUGAUGUGCGAGAUGAACUGCGCAACGAGGUCUGUGAGGAAAUGCGCAAGGAGCAGCUGGCCAUGCUCUUGGGCGAACUGGAGGUGUAUCUCACCGAAAAAAAGGCCGGUCAGUGGGAACCAUUGGAGGGCUCGGAAACAAAAUCACAGGCCAAGGAGGAUACCUCCGCAGUCGGCCACAAAAUGAAGCCUUCUCCCAAGCGUCCAAGCUCACCCGGCAAGUCACAGAUGCAACAACCUAUGAAAGAAGAAAAAGAAUUCAUUCUGGAAUGCAAUUCAGAGCCCUUGAGUGCCACUCCACUCGAGGAGGAAGUGCCCACCGAGAGUGGAAACGACUUCAGGGACAUCGAAAUGGUCGAGAGUGGGGAUGUGGUGCGCACCGACGAAGGAGAAAUUUACAUUAUAAACUCGACCAGUUCGGAAGAUCAAAAACCCGAUUCGACACCCGAAUUUGACGAGGAUAACGACAUUACCUCCUACAAUAUCAAGGAAGACGGUGAGAUUCAGUUCAGCGGCGAGAAAUCCGAGGAAAUGGAGGAUGUUGUGGUGUUUAAUCUGGAUAGUGAAAUAUCUGAAGAGCAGCAGGUCUUUAACUUUGACGAGAAUGUCAUUAUAGUGGAAAAGGAGCAGCUUAAAAGAGAGGAUCUGACGCCUGUAAAACGGAAGAGAUCGAGUGAUUUUGUGUUUAAGCAGACGGCCAGUUGUCCUCAGCCACAAGCCGGUCGGGUAACGGACACGGUGAAAUCCUUUCCCUGUCAUUUAUGCCCGGUGGCCUUUGCCACGCAGAAGCUGUUGACACGCCACCACAAUACCCACAUCAAGGGCCUGAAGAGCGGCAAGGGCGGGACACUCAAGUGUCCCAGCUGCUCACUGCAGCUGUCCUGCGCCAGUUCCCUCAAGCGGCACAUGAUCAUCCACACGGGCUUGAAACCCUUCAAAUGCGAAGAGUGCGAUCAGGCUUUUUCCCAACGUGAAGUUCUCAAGCGGCACAUGGACACCCACACGGGAGCCAAGCGCCAUCAGUGUCCGCAAUGCUCUAGUUGCUUUGCCCAGAAAUCCAAUCUGCAGCAGCACAUUGGCCGUGUUCACAUGGGCAACUCCAGGCAACAUAAGUGUCAUCUGUGCCAGCGCAGUUUUAACCACGUUUCUGGUCUGAGUCGCCAUUUGGUCACCCAUGCCGGCGUCAUGUUCUCCUGCAAGCAAUGCGGACGGCAAUUCAACGAUCGCAGUGCUGUCCAGCGUCAUGUUACGACUAUGCACAAAGUCAAGAACAAGUCUGCGGACUACAUAUCUGAGCCCGAGAUCAGCGAAAUCGAGUUUCAGGCUGUGUAAUAUAGAAAUAAAAUAGGACAAUGCAGACCCUUUAUGUUAAUUCACCUAGAAACAAAAAUUUUACUCUGAUUAUUUUACAACUUUAUUCGCGAACUUGAAGUGCUCACAACAGUUGGCACCAAAUAUCAUCAAUACGAUAGUGUUAAAACAGUUAGAAAACAUGCAGCAUUAAACAGUUUAGCAAACAAAUACAAAUCGGAACAUUUGGAACAGCUCUGUAACAGGAUACCAUAUAGCUAGACGUACAUUUUACAAUAUCGUUUAAUAAAUACCACAUAAGACGAUGUACAAUAUGAUAGGCAAAUACACGUAUUUUUUAAUAAACUCAACUCUUCUACGAA
Molecule: messenger RNA, 2306 nt
Organism: Drosophila ficusphila
Lineage: Eukaryota; Metazoa; Arthropoda; Insecta; Diptera; Drosophilidae
Product: zinc finger protein with KRAB and SCAN domains 8
Exons: 3
Coding region: 73-1965 (630 amino acids)
Biological process (GO): regulation of transcription by RNA polymerase II
Cellular component (GO): nucleus
Molecular function (GO): RNA polymerase II cis-regulatory region sequence-specific DNA binding; DNA-binding transcription factor activity; zinc ion binding
Source: RefSeq, a predicted model, not a curated record